This is a messenger RNA of Misgurnus anguillicaudatus (oriental weatherfish), 2808 nucleotides long. RefSeq names its product gonadotropin releasing hormone receptor 4 (gene gnrhr4). Gene Ontology annotation, molecular function: protein-hormone receptor activity; G protein-coupled receptor activity; peptide binding. Gene Ontology annotation, biological process: cellular response to hormone stimulus; G protein-coupled receptor signaling pathway. NCBI's taxonomy places the organism in Eukaryota, Metazoa, Chordata, Actinopteri, Cypriniformes, Cobitidae. Gene Ontology annotation, cellular component: plasma membrane. The record is from RefSeq and is a predicted model, not a curated record.
AUGAAUGACAGCUCAACAUCUGAAAACAACAUGUUUCACCAGCUGGCAGCAGAUGAUCUGAAUGGCACCUGCGACUCUUCUUUGGCCACAUGUAUCAAUGGCACAGGUGAGGCAGCGUUGCAGCUGCCCACUUUCUCCAUGGCAGCAAAAGUAAGGGUGAUAAUUACUUUCACACUUUGCGCGGUCUCUGCAGUGUGCAACCUCGCCGUGCUGUGGGCAGCCAGCACCAACAACAAGCGAAAAUCCCACGUGAGGAUUUUAAUUAUGAACCUUACCGUGGCCGACCUCCUCGUGACUUUCAUCGUGAUGCCCGUGGAUGCGGCAUGGAACAUCACGGUUCAGUGGCUGGCAGGGGAUCUGGCUUGCAGAUUGUUAAUGUUUCUUAAGCUUGUGGCUAUGUACUCGUGCGCUUUUGUGACUGUGGUCAUAAGCUUGGACAGGCAGUCGGCCAUUCUCAACCCUUUGGCCAUCAAUAAGGCUAAGACGAAGAAUAAACUCAUGCUGAGCGUGGCCUGGGUGAUGAGUGUUGUCCUUUCUGUCCCCCAGAUGUUCCUGUUUCACAAUGUGACCAUUACAGUGCCUGCCAACUUCACCCAGUGCACCACUCGUGGUAGUUUCGUCAAGCACUGGCAGGAGACCCUCUACAACAUGUUUACCUUUAUUUGCCUGUUCCUCAUACCACUGGCCAUCAUGAUCUUCUGCUACACGAGGAUCUUGGUGGAGAUCUCUAGAAGAAUGACCAAAAAGAACAUAUCUUCAAAGGAAGUCCACCUACGGCGUUCAAACAGCAACAUCCCAAAGGCACGUAUGAGGACUUUGAAGAUGAGCAUAGUCAUCGUGACAUCUUUUAUUGUUUGUUGGACCCCCUACUACUUGCUGGGUCUCUGGUACUGGUUUCUUCCUGAUGAUUUAGAAGAAACCGUUUCUCACUCUUUAACUCAUAUUCUGUUUAUUUUUGGCCUCUUGAACGCCAUUCUGGAUCCCAUCACUUAUGGCCUGUAUACCAUCCAUUUCCGCAAAGGAUUGAAACACUACUGUCGCAACGCCAUCGUACUAACAGAGUCAGAGAAUAACUCCAUCAUGACCGGCUCAUUGAAAUUCUCCCCGUCCCCUUUUCGCAUGAAGAGAGUGACCCAGACCGGUCCAGGAACUUACCCAGAGGAGAAUUUGGUUGGUGGAGGAGAUAAAAAGCCACAAGACAGUCAAAAGAAGGAAUGUACGCCAUGAAUGUACGAUUUGAUUAUUGAGAUACGGAUGUGACAAGGUAGGCCAUGUACAGGCUGUCUAGGUGUCGUAAGAAUAAUGAGACGACAACCAUACCUGCCUGUUCUUCUCAACAGCAUGUGACAGAUUCAAAUUGAACUCAUCCAAGUGCAUCCCGUUUCUUUGUUCAUUAACUGAUGAGCUGCUUCAAUUGCUCGCGGCUAUAUUUAAUACCUAUCAAUUUUCAUGAUACAGGUGAUUAAUUUUGCCAAUCAUUAUUUCAAUCACAUGUUUAUUUCCGCAGAUUAAUUAGACGGUCGCUACUUCUAGCUUUUGUUGAAAAUGUCAUUUACAUCAAGGUAUGUUUUCAUUUAAUAAAAAUCCAAACAGCUCAGCUUCUUCAUCUGCUUUUGCAAAGGGCAUAGCUCUCGAAUUGAUUGUAUGUAAGAAAUAAGUUUUUACAAAUGCUACUACAAAUGCAAAUGAAUGUACAUUUGUUCUUGGAUAAUUUUCAGGUGUUAAUUGGCACCUUACCAGGCAUCUUCAUCCAGCCUCUUGAGAAAGCAUUGUUUGAUGUAUAGAGUUAUUAUUUGAUGGCUUCUGAAAUACUAACAAGCCUCGAGAGAGCCUGCGGAGAGAUCCUGAGCUGCUAUUACUGGGGCCAAGUAGUACGCACUUACAAUGAUGUCCGUUCAGUUUCAAUUCAGGCUUAUCAAACACAAUGAGGACUAUUUAUCUUGGCUCUAUAGCUUUAAAAAUAUACUUAGUUGAUGCAUUAGUAGAAGAUAAGGAAUGAGUGUUAUAUACAGUACAUCAUAUUUCUCAGGGACGGUGCUUCUUUUGUCACAGGGUAUUGAAGUCCAACUGGAGACUGACAAACUGUAAAGCUUCCUUUUUAUUUCAAUGCCAGGUAAAUACUGUGUUGUGUCUUGUCGAUAUGUUUGAUGUGUGCUGAGUGACAGUGGUUGAACGUGCUUAUAAUCAGAUCCAUUAUUAUCAUUGUAUGUUUGAGAAAAUGUUUGUGAGACAGCCGAACCAUGUGACAUUUAGUGGUGCUUUUUGUGUUUGUCAUGUUAAAAAAUGCAAGAAAAUGCAAAGUGGUGUGUCUCAUUUUGUCAAAGUGAGUAAAGGAACAUGUAUGUAUGUGUUUACAUCCGUCCAUACAUAUACAUACAUACAUACAUACAUAUAUGGUGAUCGCUAAGUGAACCACACAUGCAAUUUUAUUUUCUAAGAUGGAUUUAAAUGCAUACAAAUGGAUAUAUUUCAUGUAGGAUUAAUGCUGCCUGAGACAUUGAGGCAGAACGGCCUGAUGUUUCGGCAGGGGAUUUAAAAUGUAUUGUUCAAAAAAUAGAUAUCUUUAAAAGAAGAAAUAAGGGAUGAAAUACAUUAUUGCAUUAUGAUGUGAAUAUUUAUAAUAUGAACUGUUCAAUGUAAAAAACUUACAAUGUAAAGCUUUUAUUUAAAUGCAUGAAACCAACCAUGUGAUUAUGAGAAAAGAAAGAAAGAACAAGAUGUUAUGGUCUCCUGUUUUGCAUGAUUUUUUGGUGAUAUUUUUAUAUUUGUUAUUUACAUUGUUGUGUAUGUUUUGGGUCAUGUGUUGCA